GAGCUCGGCGGCUACGGGCGGCGGAGCCGCUUCCGCCCCUCCCGCCAUGAGCAGCAGCGCGGGACCCGCGGCGCGGCUGUGCCGCCUGGAGCGGGGGCCGGACGGGUACGGCUUCCACCUGCACGGCGAGAAGGGCAAGCCGGGCCAGUUCAUCCGGCUGGUGGAGGCGGGCUCACCGGCCGAACGCUCGGGGCUGCGGGCCGGGGACCGGCUGCUGGAGGUAGAUGGCGAGAACGUGGAGCGGGAGAGCCACCAGCAGGUGGUGGAGCGCAUCCGAGCCGCCGCCGGUGCCGUCAGCCUCCUCGUCGUGGACCCGGUGGCCGACGAGCAGCUGCAGAAGCGGGGCGAGUCGAGUACCGAGCCCCCCGUGGGCGGCGGGCAGGCGGCCCCGGAGCCGGCGGAGCCCGCGACGCGGGAGCCCAGCGGCGGCGGGCAGCGGGAGGAGCUGCGGCCUCGGCUGUGCUGCAUGAAGAAGGGGCCCAAUGGCUACGGCUUCAACCUGCACAGUGACAAGAGCCGUCCGGGGCAGUAUGUGCGUGCCGUCGACCCCGACUCGCCGGCCGAGGCGGCAGGGCUGGCCCCCCAGGACCGCAUCAUUGAGGUGAACGGGGUGUGCAUGGAGGGCAAGCAGCAUGCCGACGUGGUGGCAGCCAUCAAGGCGGGCGGUGACGAGACCAGGCUGCUGGUGGUGGACGUCCUCACGGAUGAGUUCUUCAAGAAGUGCAAGGUGGUGCCCUCUGAGGAGCACCUGGCAGGUCCCUUGCCAGAACCAGUUGCCAAUGGCGAUAUAGGGAAGGAAAAUGGUGGAGAGCUGCGGUCCAACUCGGUGUCCGAGAGCCCGUCCAGCCCCGGGCCGCUGGCCGUGUCCCCCAACUCCAGCGAGACCCACAGCGAGCCUGACACACAGGAGGGUGAGAAGCGCCAUUCAGCAUCUGGCUCCCUCCUGGACCUCGACAUCCCGCUGGCGGUGGCCAAGGAGCGGGCGCACCAGAAGCGCACCAGCAAGCGGGCACCUCAGAUGGACUGGAGCAAGAAAAAUGAACUGUUCAGCAACCUGUGAAGGCCCUGGGGUGGGGGCGAGGGUCCACCGGCUCCCCCCCCCCCACUUCACACCCACCUCUCCUGCAUCCCCCUCCUCCCUGCCACGGCUCCCGGUGGGGAUGCGAGACUGCUCCCCACCACCCUGACCUGAGGGAUGGGGCUCGGUGGCCAGCGAGCAUCCCCGCAGUGGGGUCCUGGGUGGUGGUUUUAGGCUAGAGAGAGCCGGGGAGUGCUGGGGGGGCUGCCUCUUCCCAUGAGCCCAUCCCUGGGGUGCUCCUCCAGCCCUGCCCUGCACACACCCAUAGGCACAACCAGGGGUUCGGGGGAGGGGGGGGAUUUGGGGUGACCCGAUGCCCAACACUUCUGAUCUCUGCUGUUCCCUGGUUCUUCCCCCACCUCAAAUCCCAUCUCCAUUUGAGCCCCCCCCAACCCCCCACCCUCAAUUGCCCUUUAACUGCAAAACUCGAGGCUUUUAGUGACUUUUAGCAAACCCCACUGCCUGGCCAUCCACCACAGCGAUUCCUCCCCGGGGUGUUUGACCCUGCCUGGCAAGCUCCGUCCACGAUGACCCUGUCCCUUCAUCCCCCAGGUCCCAGCAAGUGCAUGGAGGGGACACAGGUGCCCAGCAUAGCAGGGAGCCCCCAGCACCCUGCCCCUGGGGCUGUUUUGGGAGAGGAGAGGGUGUCCAGAGCCAGCACAGCAAGCAAUAAUCAUCUCCUUUGCUCCCACUCGCUCCUGGAGACAGAGCCGAUCAGGGUUUGAAUCCGACACUGUUUAAUUUAAAGGCUUCUCAAUAGACACUGUUUUUUUCCAAAAUAAGAGUUUUCCAAUCACAUUGUUUAUUUUUUUUUAAAAAUGUAUUUUGUGGAAAUUCUUCCUGUGGAUGUUUUGUUUCUGUGUUUUGCGAACGGGUGUUGUCAUACUGUCCAGCUCAAGAGAAAUUCUGUUUACUGGAAUAAACCUUCCUGACUUCA
Molecule: messenger RNA, 2015 nt
Organism: Grus americana (Whooping crane)
Lineage: Eukaryota; Metazoa; Chordata; Aves; Gruiformes; Gruidae
Gene: NHERF1
Product: NHERF family PDZ scaffold protein 1
Exons: 6
Coding region: 47-1060 (337 amino acids)
Biological process (GO): protein localization to plasma membrane
Cellular component (GO): apical plasma membrane
Molecular function (GO): protein-membrane adaptor activity; signaling receptor binding
Source: RefSeq, a predicted model, not a curated record